Molecule: messenger RNA, 1525 nt
Organism: Baudoinia panamericana UAMH 10762
Lineage: Eukaryota; Fungi; Ascomycota; Dothideomycetes; Mycosphaerellales; Teratosphaeriaceae
Exons: 2
Coding region: 158-1525 (455 amino acids)
Biological process (GO): carnitine biosynthetic process
Cellular component (GO): mitochondrion
Molecular function (GO): oxidoreductase activity
Source: RefSeq, a predicted model, not a curated record
CUUCGUCUGCAUCUUCCUUGUCCUGGACGGCGAAGCUAUGCCGUUGGAUGCACAGCCAAUGGUCUCGAUAGGCACAGUUCAAGACGAACAGAUAUUGUGCAAACAAAUGUUCGACGAGAGCCAACAUGUGAAGUAGCAACCCGUAGCCAGAAGCCUGAUGUCCUACGCUUUCUUAAUCAAAGCUCACAUCCCAGUGGUCUCUCACGGCUGCGGGUCCCACGCCUACGCGCACAAUCUUAUGCGACCUCUCCAUGGACUCAUUGUGCUUCUGCGUGACCUUUGCGAAAGCCCUGAAAGUGUGGAUGUCUCCACCAGGCAGAAGCUGUUCUCUACAGCCGAUAUACCCUCCGAUAUUGCGGCGCGCGUGUCUUACGAAGACGGCGGGGAGACCGUUCGGCUCCGCUGGAUCAAUAACGUGCCCGACAUGCCCGUAGAUCAGCAGACAACUCUCCAACUCGACGUACUGAGACGCCUCAUCCAGUCUGGUGACGUUCGAGCUUCGACAGCACUGCCACAGCGCGUACCAUGGACCACCACUCGGUUCGUGCAGGACGUUGACGACAUUGACUACGAAGCUUACCUCUCCGACGACGUUGUGCUUCUUCAAGCCUUGCAUCACCUCCAUACUCACGGGUUGCUCUUCCUCACCGGCGUACCUGAUUCAGGUGCCGCUGUCGUUGACAUUGUUGAGCGUAUCGGCCCGUUGAAGAACACCUUCUACGGCUCAACGUGGGACGUUCGUUCGGUGCCGGAAGCAAAGAAUGUCGCCUACACGGCGCAAGAUCUGGGCUUUCAUAUGGAUCUCAUGUACAUGCACCAGCCUCCGCACCUGCAAUUUCUGCACUGUAUCCGCUCGUCUGCGUCUGGUGGGGCGAGUUUGUUUACCGACAGUUUCCGAGCCGCUAAGGAGCUGUUUGUGGAAGACGUACAGGCCUUCCAAACGCUUUGCUUCGAGUGGGUUAACUUUCAUUACAAUCAUCCAGAAUCUCAUUACUACUACCAGCCUCGUCACGUUAUCGAGCUCCAGCCCCUCAUCUUUGGCGAUCUGAAGGAUAGCAGUGGCAACCUUGAGGCGCUCUUGGAACGGGCACAGCAGUCCGCUUCUGCUGAUGUCGCGGAAAGCACUCCGCCUCACCUUGACAUUGCCAAUUGGCUUCAAGCCAUUGCGUGGGCCCCUCCGUUUCAGGCACCGUUCUCGUACAAACAAUUGCUAUCCAACUUGUCCUCCACCGAGCUGGGUGGACAGCCGUCACUCUUGCAGCGUUUCAACAUGCACGUCGAGAGAUGGCACAAAGCAGCGAGCACCUUCAACACCCUCAUUCAAAAGCAUGAAGGCAUCUAUGAGCGUAUGAUGAAGCCUGGCGAGUGCGUCAUAUUCGACAAUCGGAGAGUAUUGCAUGCGCGUAGAGCGUUUGAGGUGGGCGAUGCGGGCAAAGAAAGGUGGCUGAAGGGCGCAUACUUAGACUGGGAUCCGUAUAUGAGCAAGCUGAAGGUGCUGCAACGCCGUGUGACAGGCGCCAGCUGA